AUGACGAAGAUGAAGAAGGUAGAAAGACCCCGACCCAUAUUCGACAGAGGAGGUUUAGACAAGUCCAAAUAUUGUGCCUUUCAUGACGGACCGGGUCACACUACUGAUCAAUGCUGGGAUGUUCGAGAUGUUGUGGAGAAAUUCGUUAGAGAUAGAAGAUUACGCCACAAGGAUGAAAGGAACCAAAAAGAUGAUUCCAAUCAGGAUGAGUUCCCGGAAGCAGAAUUUGACUGCGAUGUAAUUAGUGGAGCCCUUGGAGGAGGAGGAGACACUGUAAGUGCCAGAAGAAAGUAUUUGAAAGAGGAAUCCAUAGGAUGCUAUUUUGACACAGUCAAAGAGAAUAAAGACAGACAUUCGAGUCCUCCUCGGAUUUAUCCGGGGGACAAACUCGGCAGGGAGACAAUUCCUCACUAUUCAAGGAAGCCCGUUAACGUGGUUGAACUUGACAUGAGAGAAGAAAUAAUCUCGAGGCCUGAGCCUGAUGGAGAAUUAGAAGAUCUUGCAUUGGGAAAGAACCAGGUCAAUUUACCCGAAUUGGAUCUUGAGCAUACUUUUCAAAAACUCAGGAAGUAUCGCAUUCGUUUAAACCCGGUAAAAUAUGCGUUUGGAGUUCCAGUUGAGAAGUUUUUGGGUUUCAUGUUAACCCAUAGAGGAAUUGAAGCAAACCCAGACAAGUGUAAAGCAGUGCUUGAUAUGAAGAAAGGCUGGAAUCCAGAAUGUCAAGCCGUGUUUGAAAAAGUCAAGAAAUGUUUGGCAACCCUACCAGUACUCUCAAAGCCAGAACUAGGAGAUACUCUAAUCCUAUACCUGGCUGUGGGUGAAGAGGCAAUAAGUGCUGUCCUGAUCAAGGAAACUGAUAAAGACCAAGAGCCGAUUUAUUUCACCAGCAGAGCCUUGCAAGGUGCAGAGGUAAGAUAUCAAAAGCUGGAAAAGGUGGCCUUUGCUUUGCUGAUCACGACUAGAAGAUUGCGGCCAUAUUUCCAGGGACAUCAAAUAAUAGUGCGGACUAAUCAACCUAUACGGCAGGUGUUACACAAGCCGGACCUUACAGGACGAAUGACUAACUGGGCAAUUGAGCUCAGUGAGUAUGACAUAAUAUAUGAAAGUCGAAAGGCCAUCAAGUCACAAGCUCUGGCCGACUUCAUAAUAGAGCUAACACCGGUGAACCCGGAACAUAGCGAAUCUGGGAAUGCAUGGAAGGUCUACGUAGAUGGAUCCUCCAACGAUAAAGGAAGUGGAGCUGAAAUCAUAUUCGAAAGCCCAGAAGGAGUGACAAUAGAACACUCCUUGAAUUUGGAAUUCCCAACUUCGAACAAUCAAGCAAAGUAUGAAGCUUUGAUAGCCGGAUUAAUGCAGGCUAAGGAACACGAAGCUAAGAAGGUAAAAAUUUUCAGUGACUCACAAUUGGUAACUUCACAGAUAGAAGGAAAGUAUCAGGCCAAAGGCCUUCUCCUGAUGAAAUAUCUGAGCAAGGUUCAGGAGAUGAUGGCCGAUUUCGAUGAAGUGCAAGUUAUUCAUAUUCCUCGAGGGGGAAAUUGCCGAGUUGAUAUCUUAUCUAAAUUGGAAAGUACCAAAAAUUCAGGUAACCACAGAAUCGUGAGGCGACCCAUAGUGGCAUACCUUGAGAAAGAAAUAUUGCCAGAGGAUCGACUGGAAUCCAGGAAGCUGGUCCGAGAUACAACACAAUACACAAUUGUGAAUGAUCAGCUGUUUAGAAAGGGGUUGCAUGUCCCCAUGCUGAAAUGCUUGAACUCGGAAGAAGCAGAAUAUGUUCUGGCCGAGAUACAUGAACGAAUAAAUGGACAUCACAUGGGAGGCAAAACUUUGGCUAGAAAGGCCCUCCGAGCUGGUUAUUAUUGGCCAACUAUGGAGGCAGACUCAAAAGAACAUGUCAAGAGAUGUGACAGUUUCCAGAAACAUGCCAAACUAAUUCUUUCAUCACCUGAAGAACUGAAAUAUAUAUCGACUCCAUGGCCCUUUUUCAAAUGGGGAAUGGAUUUUUUGGGACCCUUCAAAGCUGCUGAAGGACAAUUAAAGUAG
Molecule: messenger RNA, 2040 nt
Organism: Gastrolobium bilobum
Lineage: Eukaryota; Viridiplantae; Streptophyta; Magnoliopsida; Fabales; Fabaceae
Exons: 6
Coding region: 1-2040 (679 amino acids)
Molecular function (GO): RNA-DNA hybrid ribonuclease activity; nucleic acid binding
Source: RefSeq, a predicted model, not a curated record